AUGGAUCAUCAGCCCGCCAAACGUCGCGUCCUCGGCGCUCUCAACCCCAACGCGAACCUCUCCCCACGACCCAGUCCUCUCUCCAAGUCAAUAUUCCCCUCUUCGACAACCGCGUCGCCUGUCAAAGCCAAGAGUCCUCUGAAGAGGAGCAUUGCCACUGUCGCCGGGGAUAGCACCCCCAAGCGGGCACGCGUAGAAAAUGACACGACAACCGGGUCAAGGACCGGCACGCCCGACGAGAGCAGCCUCUUUGACGAGGAAGUGACGUGGGUCAGCAGCACGACGCCGGGAGCCAGCCCCACCAGGACAUUGACCCGUGAGCAGGCGCGCGAGCGAGCGGAGAUUCUGCGAUUACGUCUUGGAUUGGCCAGCUAUAAAGUGCGGACAGGGCAGACGAACGUUCCGCUGGAGGACCUUGUGCAGAAGCCGCUGCCCAGAGACGCCGUAGCAGACGAGAAGACGGCCCAAGAAGUCACAAAAGAAACCGACGAGCAGAAUGAAGACAAGGAGGAGGAGCAGGCCGUGUUGCCACCCCUGCCAGAGGUUCUGGAGGAUGUGGUACCCGUGGUCGGCGACGAGGAUGCAAGGAGGAGGCGGUUACAGGGCGAGGCGAUGAAUGGGCUUCUGAGCCUUGCCCGCUCAGGUUCUGAUGACUGA
Emericellopsis cladophorae is the source of this 657-nucleotide messenger RNA. RefSeq names its product whi5 like domain protein. The transcript has 3 exons. The record is from RefSeq and is a predicted model, not a curated record. Lineage: Eukaryota; Fungi; Ascomycota; Sordariomycetes; Hypocreales; Bionectriaceae. Bases 1 to 657 code for a protein of 218 amino acids.